AGAAAACAAAUAUAGUAUUGAAUUUAUUUGUUUUUCACUAUAUGACAGUAUUAAAUAACUCAAAAGGAACAUUUAAUCAUUUUGUGUCUAACUGAAUUGCACAUUACUGUUUCUAAUGGUAGGUAUACCAAAACAGAAGCAUUAUAUAUAGAAAAUCUGCUGAUUUCGAAAUACAUUUUGCUUCAUAUUUUGUUUGCAAGAUGAUACGUUGAAUUUUUAUAAAUAGAAAAAUAAUAAAUGCAGCUUAUUCUAUUAUUAUAGAAUAUACUUUGACUUUUUCUAUUCGAUUUUCCAAUCUAAAAAAAGAAAAAAUAGAAUUUUUCCACAUACUUUUCUAGUAUUAAACACGUACCUAAGUGAAUUUUCUAUUCGGCAUUCGAAGAAAAUAGUUCACAUUUGGGAAAUAGAUGAAUUGACAGAACAAUUUGGAUUCAGUACGAAAAACUAGUUUAUUACUUCUGACGAGUGAACUCCUUCUAUUGAUAAAUUUCUUUUGAGUCGAGACUAUGUGUGUGUUAUGUAUAAAUCCAAAUGAGUUAUGAAUACCCUGAAAAGAGUUAAUAUCCUUAGCUUAUUAUUGUUGAGAUACUGCAGUUUUAUGAUAUUUUUUAAAUGAAUGUCGUAGUAAUAGAAAAGUUGAUUUUUGAAUUUCGUCUUGAAAUUUUGCAUAGAUACAGGCUUUAAUCGAGAAUAGUUUGUUUUUUGUGAAAUGUUUCAGAUCUUGUUGCCGUUCCUAUUGUAAGAUACAACUAUGGUAAUACCAUGUCUUUUAUUUCGCUUAUAUAAAUCAAUAGAUUUCAGGAUAAGAGCAAAUCAGAAGACAUGAAACUUUCAAAAUGAACUAUUCUCAUAAAGAUUUGUCUUGGUGUAAAGUUUCAAGUCGAAAUUCACAAAUCAGUUUUUCUGUCACUACACUGCAUUCAUUUAAAAACUAACGUAAAAGUGCAAUCUCUUCGCAGCAAUAAGAAAAUAAGGACAUGAAUUCUUUUCAAGAUAUUCAUAGCUCAUUUCAGUCUACUUAAUACACAUAGUCUCGAUUCAAAAAUAAUUUAUUUGUUGAAGAAAUUUCCUUUUGAGGCUUUUUCAGCUCACCACUAACUAUAAUGCUGGUAAAUAACACAUUCAACAAAGAACUUUAAAACAGAUUGUAUCUAUGCAUUUGAUCAAUCUGAAUAGUUACAACAUACAGAAAAAUAAGAAAAUAAUCAUAAGAAUAUGUUUAUUGGUGCCAAACUGUUUUCUCCAUAUUCAAUCGAACUCGAACUUCAGAUCUAUGUUGUACAAUAUCUCAAUAUUAUAUUACGAUUCAAUUGGAAUAGAAUCGAAAAAUAUUUUCUAAAUGUUAAAUUUAGUGAUCGUAUUGAGCAUGUAUCAUUGGAUAGUACAAAUCGAGAAAUCAUUUCAACAGUCGUUCAUCCAUUUGCAAUGACUGUUCAUAGACAUUAUAUUUAUUGGAUGGAUUGGACUCUUUGUGAUAUUUAUCGUGCUAAAAAAUAUAGUGGUGCUAAUAUGAUUGAAAUGCAAAAUGAUCUUUCAUAUCGUCCAAUAAAUAUUCAUAUUGUAUCUGAUCAAUGUCAAAAAAGUUUCUAUUCACUAUGUAAUAUAAGUGAUGGUGAUUGUAGUCAUAUAUGUAUAUGUAAAACAUCAGUUGAUAAUCAAGUUGAAUGUGCUUAUUCAAGUGGACAACAAUUAAAAUUAGCUAAUGAUUAA
Rotaria sordida is the source of this 1710-nucleotide messenger RNA. The record is from the annotation of a GenBank genome assembly. Lineage: Eukaryota; Metazoa; Rotifera; Eurotatoria; Philodinida; Philodinidae.